GACACAGAACCCCAGUCCGUGGCUGGAAGGUGGAGGGCGCUCUGUCGCACGCACGUCAAGAGUCUGAUAGAAAGGGGGGAGGCUCAAACGCAACGGCUCUUCCAGACCCUCUCCGUCGUCAUCGCGGACGUUCUGAUCUUGUGCGGCGCCAUCGGUACGUGGGAUGGCGUGUUGGAGGCGGUCGUGCGCGACUUCGAGGCCGAGCUCUACGAGGUCGUGAAUCUCGCUCUCAGGUUCCAGUGGACCGCGGGUGAAUGCGUCAUCUCGCGGGACUUCGUCGUGUACGUGGCAGACUCGGACGCGAUAUACGACCCUACGCGCAUGGAUAGCGAUAAUGCGGAACUGCUCAAGGCACCUUCAGCUCGCGCUCCUUCCAGGACCGUGCUCUGUACUACUCACCUGGGACUCCUAUCUGAGACGAAGGUGGGAGGAAGGGAAAGGGAUAAUGGAGGGAAAGUUCGGACAACGGUCCUCACCAAGGCCAAAGUUGUCCUGAAGAGCGAUAACGAGGUGCGCUACAAUUAG
Dichomitus squalens LYAD-421 SS1 is the source of this 525-nucleotide messenger RNA. RefSeq lists its product as uncharacterized. The annotation marks the transcript as partial. The transcript has a single exon. The record is from RefSeq and is a predicted model, not a curated record. NCBI's taxonomy places the organism in Eukaryota, Fungi, Basidiomycota, Agaricomycetes, Polyporales, Polyporaceae.